Messenger RNA from Misgurnus anguillicaudatus (oriental weatherfish), 1309 nucleotides. Its product is annotated as erythroblast NAD(P)(+)--arginine ADP-ribosyltransferase-like. Gene Ontology annotation, molecular function: NAD+-protein-arginine ADP-ribosyltransferase activity; NAD+ poly-ADP-ribosyltransferase activity. The record is from RefSeq and is a predicted model, not a curated record. Lineage: Eukaryota; Metazoa; Chordata; Actinopteri; Cypriniformes; Cobitidae.
AUGCAUUCCUGGAAUUGGGUGCCUUUAUCCCGCCUUUCAUUUCAAAAUAAUCCUCAUUGCCACUUUUGGUGCAUACAGAAAGUAUAAAACCCUCUGAGUUUGUUCCUCAUUGCCACUCUUUCUUCAUACAUACAGUUUCUUGACUGUAUAUUCAUACCUGAUCUCCAUUCGUUGUUCAUCUGAGGAUUGAGACUCAAUCAGGAUGUUGACCACUGCAGCUCUUAUUCUCAUUGUCACCAGUAAAGUUGUCCUAGGACAGGAUGACAGAAAGUAUUUUGGAGGAGAUAUUAUUCAGUUGGAUAUGGCAGUGAAUUCAGUUGAUGACCGAUAUGAUGGCUGUAGAGAGAAGAUGGAAAACCUGGUGAGAACAAAAUAUCUAAAACAAGAAAUCUGUGCUGACUUAUCUGGCUUUGGAGCAGCUUGGAUAAACAGUACAGGAAAAAUAUCUGAAUCAAGACAAUUGAAAAUGCACCAUUUAAGUGCCAUCACUGUGUACACUGGUCUUACAGUAAACCGUGCAUUCAAUGAUGAUGUUAGGACUGGUAGACAAAAAUACAAAGAAAAGAAAUACACAUGGUAUUCACUUCAUUUUUUGUUGACAGAAGCGAUACAGAUUCUUAAGAAAAAGCAAAACAAAUGUAAAAAAACUUAUCGUGGUACCAAACUUAUGUAUAAUGAAACUGUUCAGGACAAAGAGAUUCGAUUUGGUUCAUUUGCAUCCUCCUCUCUUGAACUUAAAAUAGCAAAGCGGUUUGGAAACGAAUCUUGUUUUGAAAUUGAAACAUGUUAUGGUGCUGAUGUGUCAAAAUACUCCUAUUUACCUUAUGAGAAAGAGGUGCUGAUUCCCCCGUAUGAGACAUUUAAAGUCACUGAAAUAAAGAAGAAAGGUGCCUGGUGUAACACUGUGUUUGUGUUGAAGAGCUCUCGGAUAAAAAGUAACUUAAACUGUGCAGUGGCAUCAGUCGAGCCCAAGAGAUAUCACAAUGUCAUUAUCUCUGACUGAUCUGCAUUUUCCUCUUUAUUUUCUUUCUUUAUAUUAAAGGAACACGCCCACAUUUUGGGAAUUUAGCUUAUUCACCGUAUCCCCCAGAGUUAGAUAAGUCCAUACAUACCUCUCUCAUCUCCGUGCGUGCUGUAACUCUGUCUGACGCAGCCCCCGCUAGCUUAGCUUAGCACAAAGACUGGAAAUGCAUGGCUCCAGCUAGUAUACUGCUCCCAAUAAGUGACAAAAUAACGCGAUCAUUUUCCUAUUUAUGUGUUGUGAUUUGUAUAGUCAAACCGUGUACAAAUAACAAGGUGAUAUGAGACA